GAGGGAAGCCCUGGCAUCGGCAAGACAACUUUCUGCUUAAAAAUAGCAAAUGAUUGGGCAAGACGUGCAAUACCCAAGAAGCAUGAUUUUCCUGUGUUCAAGCUGAUGUUACUUCUGAAAAGCCGCGACAUGGAUAGAGAUGUAAUGCAAGCUAUUGACGAUCAACUACUACCCGAGGACAUAACAGAAAAAGAGAAAAAAGUGCUACUGGAUUACAUCAACAAUGAGAAGAAGCAGGACAAGAUUCUUAUAAUCUUGGAUGGCCUUGACGAGUUACCAAAAGUAGCAGAGCAAGCUGUCGAUAAGCUGUUGAGAAGAAGAGUUUUGUCACGCUGUUCUGUUUUAGCCACCUCGCGUCAAGAGAAGGGAAUUGAAAUUCGGCAACGCCAUGUCUUUGACACCCUUUUGCAAAUUAAUGGGUUUACCAUUGAAGAUGCUUCUGAGUACAUCAGAAGACAUUUCAGAACUGUUGGUCGAUCACAAGCAGAUUUGUUAAAAGGAAAAUGCCUCAUUCAAGCUAUUAAAGGAAACAUUUUUCUACAUGCAUUGCGAAACAAUCCACUAAACUUACUUCUUCUUUGCAUUGUUUUUGAAGACCAUGAAGGGGAACUGCCAUCAAACCGUACCAAACUUUAUCAGAUCAUUUAUCGCUGCCUGCUGGGAAGAUUUUGUUCUAAAUAUGAUAUUUCAUCAGUUGACAAAGAUGACAAAACGAAAACAGAUAAUGAAGCCAAAGAAGAUGAUGAUGAAGCGAAAGAAGAUGACAAUGGCUUUGCUUUGGAGAAACAAUGUGAAGAUCGCACACUCGCACUGGGACAGUUGGCGUGGAGAUGUCUCCUAGAAGAACGCCCUUCUUUCCAACAAAAGGAACUGGCCAAGCUAGAAAAAUCAAUAACCAAUGGCAAAGGUGUCUCAGCUGCUAAAGUGGGUGUUGUUUUCAUGGAAGCCAGUGUUAAGAAGCUCAAUCCAAAACAUGAGUAUCACUUUCUUCACAGGACAUUUCAGGAAUUCUUAGCUGCCACUUACCUAGUACAGCUGAUGAAAGAAAAUAUCAGCAUUUUUGAUAAGUUUCAAUUAAACAAGAGUGAUAUUACUAAUAAAUACCGACAAGUAUUUUUGUUUGCUGCUGGUAUUCUGGGCAAGGAUGGAGCCAUGUUUUUCAGUCAGAUUGGAGAGAUUCUCUAUGGGAAGAGGUACUGCCAUUGUCUUGGAGGAGAUGGCCUUUUCAUAUUUGAACUUUUGGGUGAGAGUGGAGCUGCCAAUAAUUUGGCGAUGGUUGUUUGCCGUUCUAUUAGUUUACCUCAGAGUUUAAAAUUGAACUUCAAAGAUCAGGAAACUUUAAGACUAGUGCGAUAUGCAUGCAAAGCCUCCUCACACGCCAGUAAUAUGGAACCAUGGUGGCUUCAUAAACUGAGCCUAACUAAAGCGCAUGCUCUCGACGAGGACAGUGCAAAGGAUUUGUGUGGCAUUCUAGAAAACAGUAAAACUUUGAAAGAUCUUGUUAUUUCUACUGACAUGACAGGUCUAUUGGCAAGCACUCUGUUGAAAGGUUUGUCAUCUAAUUCGUCCCUGUCUUCCUUGACUCUCAAAACAUUUAAGAGUAUUCCCGCAGAUGUGGCUGACAAGUUGGGAACAGGAUUGUCA
Molecule: messenger RNA, 1644 nt
Organism: Orbicella faveolata
Lineage: Eukaryota; Metazoa; Cnidaria; Anthozoa; Scleractinia; Merulinidae
Source: RefSeq, a predicted model, not a curated record